AUGACACGACGAUUGGCUUUUUGUUUCUUCCUGCUAUUGCUGGGGGUCGCGAUGCCGGGGAGCGGCAGGGAACUGGCACCGCUGAGGGAAGUCUUUCCUUUGCAUGGAAGGACCGUUGUGGAUCUCAGAGUACGCGCGUCAGAGGUGUCUGUUCCUUUGCGUGGCUACGGCGAGGGGGCGGUGUUCACGUACACGGGACGGUUGUACGUUUACGAUGACGUUGCCUCCGUUCCAGGCCCUGUUAUUCACGUCAAACCCGGGGGGAAACUGGUCAUGCGGAUGUUCAAUGAUUUGGGUGGGCAGACGUAUGCGCACGGUGAGGAUGAGUUUUACAAUUUCCACGAGGUCAAUACCACAAACGUUCAUUUCCACGGCGUGCAUGGGGAUCCCAGAGUGGAUGACGUCUUUAAGACAGCGUCCCCUGGACAUUUUUUGAAAUACGAAUUGGACAUACCGAAGAAACACCUUCCUGGUUUUCAUUGGUAUCACACCCACGCCCACGGCUCUGCAUAUCUUUUGCUCAUGGGAGGAUUGUUUGGGCCUUUUAUUAUAGACUCAACGAAAAAUGACCCGAUCGCUUCAUUGCCUUCAUUUAUUUUGAUGGUGCAUUUGUAUCGCUUAGGCAAAUCAAACCUUUGCGAUGGAAUGACAAUGGAGGAAGUGGAUAUCGCCAUUAGAACAAACAUGUCAUCGAGACCCCGUAUUUUGAGUAAAAGUGGGAAGGUCCUACCAAUGCCUUUAGACUUGUUUCUCGUCAACGGACAACAUAAACCGACUAUGAACAUCAAUCGUGGAGAAAAGACGCUUCUUCGUUUGGCUUUUGCGGCUGGAUCUUGUCAUUUGAACAUCAGCUUUCCGAAGGAGUGUCGUUUCCACGUUGCUGCCAUUGAUGGUGUUCCAUUGAAGUGUACACGUGAGUUGAAGGAUAACUGGUUAUACUUUACAACUGCUACCCGUUACGAUGUGGUGGCGGUAUGUGAAGAUGAUGAAAAGCGGGAGCUACCGGUGAUUUCUGGAAGGUUGGAGGAACCGAUUUUUUAUAUAGCAGUCCGCUCACAUCGAUCAAAGCAACGUCGUCCUCAUGAAAUUACGUUUCCUCUUUGUUUUCCAUUAACUAAUGUAAGCUACUUAACCGCGGACAAUCCAACCAUGUGGCGCGACAUCUCUUUUUCCCAGGAACAAAUUCCAACGCCAAAGCCGUAUUAUGUCAUUGGAUACGGCACAGAUUGCUCUUCGCCUGUUCAUUCUGGAACCUGCUUUCGUGAGCAUUUCUCAGGAGAGAAGGGGGAGUUACGUGAAAACUAUCAUGGAUUUGUUGUACCUCUUGGUGCUACUGUUGAGGCUCGUGUGUUUGGGGACCCCACGGAUAUCGUGCCGCAUCCACUUCACCUACAUGUGAAUCAUUUUGUAUUUGUAAGUUUUACUCCGCGCAAGGGAGGCCUACACGAGAACUUUUCAAUGUCUGAAUUUGGAGUGUUCUCGGGGGAGUUGCGUGAUACAAUUCCUAUACUCGACGGUGAAACUAUUAUUCGUUGGCGUGCGGCAACGUACACGGGGGAGGUGGUGUAUCACUGCCACAUUCUCACCCACGAGGAUCUUGGCAUGAUGACCUCCUACUUAGUCUACUCCAGCGCAGCCGGAAAGACUCGCACAGAGACUGUGGUUGCCGCAGAUAAAAUUGUGGGUGAGGGUGACGCAGGCCGGUUUUUUUUUCUUGUGCUUGCCAUUGUGUUUCUUCUUUGUUGUUUGCUCUGCGGUCUUUACAAGUGGUGGCGCUCUAACCCGCCACAUCCAAGCAAUUGGGCUCGCAGUUGCAGAGAAUUUUUUGCCGCAUUCCCCUACCGUGGCGACGAGGGUACUGAGGCGGAACUUCAGCCCCUGAGGAUGAGUCACUGA
Messenger RNA from Trypanosoma cruzi, 1896 nucleotides. RefSeq lists its product as uncharacterized. Lineage: Eukaryota; Euglenozoa; Kinetoplastea; Trypanosomatida; Trypanosomatidae. Bases 1 to 1896 code for a protein of 631 amino acids. Gene Ontology annotation, molecular function: oxidoreductase activity; copper ion binding. The transcript has a single exon. The record is from RefSeq and is a predicted model, not a curated record.